Molecule: messenger RNA, 1799 nt
Organism: Hevea brasiliensis (rubber tree)
Lineage: Eukaryota; Viridiplantae; Streptophyta; Magnoliopsida; Malpighiales; Euphorbiaceae
Product: putative UDP-rhamnose:rhamnosyltransferase 1
Exons: 1
Coding region: 127-1512 (461 amino acids)
Molecular function (GO): UDP-glycosyltransferase activity
Source: RefSeq, a predicted model, not a curated record
GACCGACCUUUAAAAUUGGUCAAUCCGCGUCUUCAUAUUUUGAGUGCUGAGUAGAGUGGCAAGCAUUUCACUAACGCCUGCAAGUGAGAGGGUUUGAUAUCGGAGGAUCACCGCCAUCACCAACUCAUGAUGAGUGAACCUGGUAAAAAGCUUCAUGUUGCUUUGUUUCCAUGGGUGGCAUUUGGUCAUAUAAUCCCAUUCCUUGAUCUUGCCAAGCACAUAGCCCAAAGGGGUCAUAAAAUCUCCUUCAUAUCCACUCCUAGAAACAUCCGACGCUUACCCAAUAUCCCUUCAAAUUUAGCACCGCUUAUCAAUUUAGUGAGCCUCCCUUUACCCACAGUUGAACAUCUCCCACACAGUGCAGAGGCCACCAUUGAUAUACCUUCCCAGAAAAUUCCAUACCUCAAGAUUGCCUACGACGGCCUCCAAGGUCCUCUUCUCCAGUUUUUAAAAACUUCUACUCCGGAUUGGAUCAUUUACGACUUUGCUCCUUACUGGUUACCUUCCAUUGCGGCCAAUCUUAGGAUCUCGCGUGCCUUCUUCAAUAUUUUAGCUGCAUGGAGUGUAUCUUUCUUUGGAUCAUCAUCUUCUGCCAUGAUUAAUGGCGAGGAUCCGCGCACUCAACCAGAAGAUUUCACUGUAGUUCCUAAUUGGAUUCCUUUUCCUUCGAAGGUCGCAUAUCAGCUCCAUGAGGCAAAGCGAGCUUAUCCUGUCGGGGUAAACGAUUCAGGUGUCUCCGAUGUGUUUCGUUUAGGAUCAGUCAUUGCAGGUUGUGAUGUAAUAGCUGUACGGAGCUGCAAUGAGUUAGAGGCGGACUUUUUGAGGCUUCUCGGAGAGCUUCAUUGCAAGCCUGCGCUUCCAAUAGGUUUAUUGCCACCUGCAGAUUUUGAUGCCAGAUGUAACGAAGAUGAUACGUGGCUCGCAAUCAGAGAGUGGUUAGACAAGCAAAACAAAGGUUCUGUGGUUUACAUAGCAUUUGGAAGCGAGGUGGAACUGAGUCAACCUGAAAUAAACGAGUUGGCACUCGGGUUAGAGUUAUCAGGGUUGCCAUUCUUUUGGGUUCUAAGGAAACGGGAUAACUCGGUCGAGGUACCCAAUAGAUUCAAAGAACGAGUCGAGGGACGUGGCAUGGUGUGGACGAGUUGGGUACCUCAACUCAGAAUCUUGGGUCAUGAAUCAGUAGGAGGAUUUGUGACUCACUGUGGUUAUAGUUCAGUUAUAGAGGCACUUUACUAUGGACUUACUUUGAUUAUGUUGCCAAUCACUAUAAUAGACCAAGGGUUAAUUGCAAGAGUUUUUGGAGAGAAGAAGGUGGGUGUAGAGGUGACAAGAGAUGAGGAAGAUGGGUCUUUUGCGAGGGAAUCGGUGGCUGAGUCGCUGAGGAUGGUGAUGGUUGAAAAGGAAGGAAAAGUAUACAGAGACAAUGCAAAGGAGAUGAGCAAGUUAUUUGCAGAUAAAGAUCUUCAUGAUCGAUAUAUAGAUCAUUUUGUUGAGUUUCUGCAAAAUCAUUGAGUUGCUUGCAGGCAUUAACCCAACUUUUUUUUUCCUCUUAAAAAAAGUGUGAUGUAAAUGUAAAUGAACUAGCAGUGUAGGGCAUGUUUUUUUUUAUUUUUUGGGUCUCAUAGUCGUUAAUGGUGGGGCUGAAUCUCUAUGUUUGAGUUGAAUUCAUCGUUCCAGUUGGGUAAAGUGUCGUUGUCAGAAUCCGGUAAGUGCUAGUGCACAAUCUAUUGAUGUAACAUCUCAUUUGGAUUUUUAGAUAAUUAUUUAAUAAAAAUAAAUUCAAGUGGAAUAAAAAAUUA